Misgurnus anguillicaudatus (oriental weatherfish) is the source of this 1458-nucleotide messenger RNA. Lineage: Eukaryota; Metazoa; Chordata; Actinopteri; Cypriniformes; Cobitidae. The record is from RefSeq and is a predicted model, not a curated record.
AUGGCAGAUUCUCAUCCAGUCCAUAAAAGCCAUGAAGAGUUAUCCAGUUUACUGACAAAUGAAUUUCUUAGAAACAGUAAAUUAAAAACAGGACCUACUACAAAAUAUAUGCUUGAAACAAGAAAGCUAACUGAGGGAAACUUACUGAGGAAAGAGAGAAUUGGAGAAAAGGAUGAUAAAAAACCUCGUAAGAUCAUACUGAUGGUUGGAGAAACAGGCAUGGGGAAGACCACUCUCAUCAAUGCAAUGGUGAAUUACAUCACAGGUAUCAGAUGGGAGCACAGAAUCUGGCUGGAGGUUGUUGAGAUAUCAGACAAGCAAAGUGAUUCUCAGACAGCAGCAGUCACAGUUUAUGAAGUUUUUGCACAAGACAGCCCAUUCUCCCUCAUUGUUAUUGACACACCUGGAUUUGGUGACACACAAGAAUAUACAGAAGACUGUGGUAAGGAAACACGCGUUGCUGAAGCUUUACAGCAGUUGUUCAGAUCUGAAGAUGGGAUUCAUGAAAUUCAUGCAGUGUGUCUUGUGCUGAAGGCCACAGAUGUUCGACUCCAUGACAGACAGCUGUAUAUUCUGGAUGAAAUUCUUUCAUUAUUUGGAAAAGAUAUAGAAAAACACAUCGUACUACUGUUCACACAUAGUAGUCAAAAAAAUCUCCCAAAAAAGGUCUUUCAUUUCAUCAAAGACUCUGGAAUUAAAUGUGCAAUAAAGGAAAAUGGUGAACCUAUUUAUUUUCAUUUUAACAACUGUCAGAGUGAAUGUUGUGAUGAUGAAGAUAGAGAAAGUUACAAAUCAACAUGGCAUUGUGGAAUUGAAAACUUCGAGCAGUUCUUUGAUUAUCUGAAUGGGAUAAACCCCAUAAGUUUAAAUAUGACUGAGGAUGUGCUGAAAACCCGAAAGCAACUGGAUGCCAGUGUCCAUAAUUUAAAGGAUCGAAUCAGGCUGGCAGAACUCAGAAAAAAGGAACUUGAGCAAACAAAAGAAGCUUUAAUGAAAUGUGAAAAUUAUAGAGAGGAACAGAAUAACUUUCAAUAUGAAGUUGAUGAAGUCUAUAAAGAAGAGGUUUUAAUAAAUACAUCAUGGUGCAGCUUAAGCAAAAAAGCAACUCGCUGUCUUGAUUGUAAAGAGAACUGUCACUAUCCAGGAUGCUGGUGGGUCAAAGAUCUCUCAUGGUGUAGCGUGAUGACAGAGGCUGGAAAGUGCACAGUCUGCAGUGGGAAGUGUGACCACACUAAACAUGUGAAAGAUGAGAAAAUCUAUGACAUUAAGACACGAAAAGUCACAAGAACAAACGAGGAUCUAAAAAAGAGAUAUGAAGAAGAAUUUGGAGAAAAACAGAGUAUAAUGAAUCCAUUCACCUCGCUGACCUGCUCUGUUCAGGCCAUCCUGACACCUGGCAAACACAGGAGGGAAGAUUGUUACAAUGUUAGAGGUUUGUACCACAGUCAGGCACAAUGA